UUUUAUCUCUUUCUACCACAGAUGAAAAGAAAGUGACAAAUAUAUAUGGUGUGUGUCAAUUGGAGCGAUCAAAUUCAUGAAAAUCUCUGUGUAGAAAACACAGAAAAACCAACGUCGGUGCGUGGAAGACUUCGUCAGCGAACCACAGGAGCAGUCUUUUUAAUAGUAAUUUAUCUAGUGAAUUUUCCAAUUUGGAUUAAAUCAAAAUGGCUUCUGGUGUAACAGUAUCAGACGUCUGCAAAACAACAUACGAAGAGAUCAAAAAAGACAAGAAACAUCGUUACGUUAUCUUCUUUAUUAAAGACGAGAAACAAAUCGACGUAGAGGUAAUCGGUGCUCGCGAUGAAGAAUACGAUCAGUUUUUGACAAACUUGCAAGCGGGAGGCGCAGGCGAAUGCCGCUACGGCCUCUACGAUUUCGAGUACACGCACCAGUGCCAGGGUACCUCCGAGGCUAGCAAAAAACAAAAACUCUUCCUCAUGUCCUGGUGCCCGGACACCGCCAAAGUCAAAAAGAAGAUGUUGUACUCUAGCUCCUUUGAUGCUCUCAAAAAAUCAUUGGUUGGAGUACAAAAGUAUAUUCAAGCCACAGACCUUUCGGAAGCCAGCCAGGAAGCUGUAGAGGAAAAACUGAGGGCUACUGAUCGUCAAUAGGAGAGUCAAAACCCAAACUAACCUCUUUUUUUAGGCGGCGUGUGUUCGCUUACUACAUUUUUAUUUUUAUUUCUUUUUUUUUGUACGACUGUCACCUACUCACGCACCCUACCUUUGAUUUGAAAAAAAAAAAAGAAAAGAAGGUGUAUAAUUAUUAUAAUUUAUAUUAUAAUGUAUAAGUAUUUGGUUAAUAAUUAAAAAAAUAAAGCUUCAUUUUUAAAAACUCUAGGAAUGUCUUUUAUUUUUAUCAACAAUUAGUUGGAUGUUU
Ceutorhynchus assimilis (cabbage seed weevil) is the source of this 921-nucleotide messenger RNA. The record is from the annotation of a GenBank genome assembly. Lineage: Eukaryota; Metazoa; Arthropoda; Insecta; Coleoptera; Curculionidae.